ACGAGGGAGAAGGAGAAGACGACGCGAGCUGGGGGAGCAAGACUGGAACAAGCAUUGCAGUCUCAGUCUCAUGCUUCCACCAGGCCGCGUCUCCUCCUCCUCCUCCUGCCCGUUGUCCACCACACUGUGACACUUUUGUCAUCUUUAUAUUUUAGUCACCAAGCACGAAGAACAGCGCCCAGUUAUGGAUCUUUACUGCAUGGAGUCGGUGGCGGUGGUGAAAGCCCAGACGGACGCGACCAUCCUCCACGAUGACCGGGUCUUGCAAAGCCUGCUGACCGUGGAGGACCGCUUCCUGCCGCAGUGUUCCUACUUCCAGCGCGUCCAGAAGGAUAUUCAGCCGUACAUGAGGCGAGUCGUCGCGGGGUGGAUGCUCGAGGUGUGCGAGGCAGAGAGCAGCGAGGAGGACAUCUUCCCUUUGGCCAUCAAUUAUUUGGACAGAUUCCUUGCUGUGAUGCCCACCAGGAAGCAUUAUCUGCAGCUGCUGGGCGCCGUGUGCAUGUUCCUGGCAUCCAAACUGAAGGACAGCCGGCCCAUCUCCGCCGAGAAGCUGUGCAUGUACACGGACAACUCCAUCUCACCACUGGAGCUGCGGGACUGGGAGCUGGUGGUGCUGGGCAAGUUGAAGUGGAACAUGGCCGCCGUCACCCCUAACGACUUCGUGGAGCACAUCGUGCGCCGGCUGCCCCUCCCCGACGACAAGCUGCCGAUGGUCCGCAAACACACUCAGACCUUCAUCGCCCUGUGCGCGACAGAUGACCGUCUUGCCAUGAACCCCCCCUCCAUGAUUGCCAGCGGCAGCAUGGGGGCCGCCGUCUGUGGCCUGCAGCUGCACCACAAUGACCAGAGGCUGACCAGAGACAACCUGACGGACCUGCUGGCCAAGAUCACCAACACAGAAGUGGACUGUUUGCGUGCGUGCCAGGAGCAGAUCGAGCGUGUCCUGGCUGCCAGCCUGCAGCAGGAGAACCGUACAAACGGCGGCAACAAGUCCAGAGAGCAGCAGCAGGACCAGUCCAGCACCCCCACGGACGUGCGUGACGUCAAUUUAUGAACCCCGAACCCUUCAACGAACUUGAUUUUGUGUCCAGUGACGGCAUGACAAUCUAAGAAUUUCUAGCAGUUAAGAAAUUUCGUGUUUUCUUCUUUUUUUUUUUUUUUUUUUUUUGGGGGGUUUUUUUUGGUUUGUUUGCCCCCGAACGCUUCUUGUACGCAUGUAAGGAUCAUGAAACUUGAUAGUGCCUUAGGUCCCCCCUGCCGAGCGGAAGCCUGAAUAUAUUUUCAUACUUGAAGAAAAAUAGCUUAUUAAAUAUAUUCUUUUGACAGCGACAAAAAAAGUGUAUAUUUAGCUAGUAUUUAGUUAUGUUACUCUCUUAGCAUCUUAGCCAUUAUUGAGUUGAAUUGGGGAUUCCGCUAGCUGUUACCCGCUAGCUGUUGUCGCCGACACCUGUCGUGCUACUGGGGGCGGGGUCAUGCGCGAGAGGAGGAGUGGGCUGGGCCCGCUCACACAGGAAGUGCCGAGAUUGUCGUUCUGAACGGCGGUGAUGACGUGUUGGGGGUUCGCGGAGGUUGCGAGCGGGACAGACGCAGGUGUUGGAGAAGAAUCGGGAAUGUAAGCUAUAUUCUUUUUAAAAAAAUAAAUAAAUAAAUAAAAAUACAAAAAAUACAAACAAAAAAAACAGUGGGGAGGAGCAGGUUCCGGGGUGCUGUUGAAGCGUCGCUCUGCCAAAUUAGUUUUGGACUUGUGGAGCGAGGCGUGACAUAGGAACAAUAUUGAUGCACUUUUAAAAAAGAAAAAAAAAAGACACUCCUUCAGGAUGCAGAUGGGAUGGUGGUCGAGGAGCCUUUAUUUUGGUUAGUAGGGUCUCUCUAUGUUUUUUUGUUUUUUCUCUCUCUCUCCCACCCUCAUAAGUUAUUUGUUUUUGGGUUAGUUUUUUUUUUUUUCCUCUCUCUGGGCUGGAUUCCCACACGGGGUGAUGAAAGUUGGUAAUUGAUUAUACGUUGACCAAAAAAAGACCAGUCAAGUGUAGACUUUUAUUUUGUUUUAUUUAAUCGUACUUGAAUUGCCAUAGCCAAACCUUCCUUUUUAUAGUUCUGUUCCGGGGUUGAUUGUUUGCAUUCAACUCUUGGAAGUUUUCCGUCAAAUGUGUGUGUUUGGGCGGGGUUUUCAUGGUGUGAAACUUAAGGUUGUACAUAGAAGUAAGGAAAGUUUAAAAAAAAAAACACACACACACACACUUUGUGAAACGUUCC
This is a messenger RNA of Phycodurus eques (leafy seadragon), 2253 nucleotides long. RefSeq names its product G1/S-specific cyclin-D2-like. The record is from RefSeq and is a predicted model, not a curated record. Gene Ontology annotation, cellular component: nucleus; cyclin-dependent protein kinase holoenzyme complex; cytoplasm. Lineage: Eukaryota; Metazoa; Chordata; Actinopteri; Syngnathiformes; Syngnathidae. The transcript is spliced from 5 exons. Gene Ontology annotation, molecular function: cyclin-dependent protein serine/threonine kinase regulator activity. Gene Ontology annotation, biological process: regulation of cyclin-dependent protein serine/threonine kinase activity; positive regulation of G1/S transition of mitotic cell cycle; mitotic cell cycle phase transition. Bases 185 to 1054 code for a protein of 289 amino acids.